GAUGUCACUGUAAAGUAAGGAAACCAGUUAUAAUAUGAAUAUUAAAUUUUAAUACUGACCUUUGACCAAUGUUUACAACAUACCCUCGACAGAUGAUUUUGAUGCACAGAAUUUAAAGAAAAUCCCGGAAUUGUGUGAUUACGCAAGAUUAUGGAAAUGAAAUCUGAUGACCAUCGCUGGAAAGAAUAACCCUCGUGACUUCCACUAAUGCUUCAGUGAGUUCUUGAAGACUGGAACAAUGGUCUGCUUCUUGAGUUCCAUCCAGGGCCCUGUUCAGGCCACGAUGCGCCCCGCAAUGUGGGUACCGGGAGUCAAACUGGUGCACAGCCACAGAGAGAAGUGGGACUGCCCUAACACCUUGCCCGGGGUAUGUGUCGAGGAGCUCAUCAAAGCCGUGGAUCGAGUCCAAUCUCUGGAAAGCACUAACGGCACAUUCUUUGUGAAUAAGGUUGAUCGGGAGAAAUUCCGAGUUCAGAUUUUCAACUGGACGUGGGCGGAGUGGCUGGACGUCGUUGAAAUCGAGUUCAAACAUGGCCAGGAGCAAGGUACUGAAGCUGAGUGUUUGUCAUUCUCCAGCGGCUUUCUGCCUACCUGGUUUCCUCUGUGUUUCAUCUUUAAUUCGGUUUUCUGCUUUUUACCGUUCUGGGACAAACAUUUCAACAGAGACCGACUGCACAGUCUGAGGUCUGCGAUGCAGAUCGCGUGCAAACUCCAAGAUGGGGACAAAGAACUGCAGGAUCCCCUGAUAUGAGUGUGAACGUAUGUCAAGGAAUCUGACAUCCAGUUUUCUGUACAAUUUCACCUCCUUGAUUGGACAGAAAGAAAUUUGGGCGAUUCAUAAUUAAUGCAGUGCGCCACCAAGAGUUGCCACGAAGAUUUCAUUUUUCCCAGUGCAUUGUGGGAGAUGGUCGACAAAUUUGCAGCGCGGGACAUUUGAAAUUGUUAGUAUUUCUGGUCAGUAGUUUCGUAAGAGUAUGAUUUGAGUAUUGUUUGCCCUUUUCUUCUCUUUUAUCAAUGUGGUGUUUUUUUUUGUAAGGCGGCAGAACGCUAUGCCCCAAGUUAGCUCAAGUUGUCUACUGACACUCGUUCAAAUGGGCCAUGUUUUGUGGACUGUAAAUUUGAAAAGUUGACCCUCCAUAGCAAACUCUUGGUGGCGCACUGCAUUGUGAAUUGCCCGAAUUGGGGAAAAAAGGGAAAGGAACGGUUCUGCCUGCUUUAUGGCAAUCUGAAAUG
Patiria miniata (bat star) is the source of this 1233-nucleotide messenger RNA. RefSeq lists its product as uncharacterized. NCBI's taxonomy places the organism in Eukaryota, Metazoa, Echinodermata, Asteroidea, Valvatida, Asterinidae. Bases 239 to 751 code for a protein of 170 amino acids. The record is from RefSeq and is a predicted model, not a curated record. The transcript is spliced from 6 exons.